AGAGCAAAUCUAUUUUGUAACACUCCCAAAAAUAAGUUAUUUUCCCCUAAACACAAAAACACAAGCCUCAUCCGCCCCCUUCUUUCUCUUCGUCCAGAACCCGUCUCCCCUUCCAGGAGAAGGUCAGCCCCCAACCUCCCUCCGUCUAACAACUUCACGGCGGCCCAACCCUCCUCCGCCGAACCCCUCCACGGCGGCCCAACCUCAGUAUAACCCAUUUUCUCCUAUUGUAUUUUAAAUAUCAGAAUUACUUUAAGCCUUUGGGUCCUGGAAACUGCGGCGCCAUCAUCAAACGAACGACACAGCGUUUGCCUUGUUCGUUGGCGCAGCAGGGCAAGCUUACCCUGCGCAUUGUUAUGCUCUCAAAGUGGAUCCCUCCAAUUUCGUUGGGAGCAAAAUCUUUACUGAGAAGGAAAUGCAACCUAAACCCAAACCCGAACAUCCCGAGAGUGCAAUGGUUCUCAGUUUCAUCGUCGAAAGCAGCUCCGAUGAUAGAGAUGGCUGCAAGAGAUGGGGAACUGAGGGUCUUCCUUGUUGCCGGUGAGGUUUCUGGAGAUUCCAUCGCUUCUCGCCUCAUGGCUUCGCUUAAGAUUCUCUCUCCUUUACCUAUUCGCUUCGCUGGUGUUGGAGGGGUUAAGAUGACAAGUGAAGGAUUGCAGUCUUUGUUUCCCAUUGAGGAUAUUUCUGUAAUGGGACUUUGGGAGCUAUUGCCACAUUUGUAUAGAAUCAGAGUGAAACUGAAUGAAACUGUCAAAGCUGCUGCUCUAUUUGAACCUCAUGUUGUAUUAACUAUUGAUUCUAAGGGCUUUUCAUUUCGGUUCUUGAAACAGCUUAGAGCUAGAUAUAGACAAAAGAAGUUGCAUUCGCCAGCACACUUUCACUAUGUAGCUCCAUCAUUCUGGGCAUGGAAAGGAGGUGAAACGAGACUCAGAGGACUAGCGGAAUUUGUGGAUCAUUUAUUGUGCAUACUUCCAAAUGAGGACAAAAUCUGUAGAUUAAAUGGAUUGUGUGCAACAUUUGUUGGGCAUCCAGUCCUGGAAGAUGUUCUGGAAUUGAAUUUGAGAAACAAUUCCUCGAUUCAUGAAUGGAAGGCUGAAGGAAAUGGUGAAGACUUCCGAAUUAAGCAUGCAGUGCCAGCAGGAGCCACUAUCAUUAGCUUGCUUCCUGGAAGCAGAAUGCAAGAAGUCAGUCGGAUGCUUCCGAUCUUUUCAAACACAGUGGAACUGAUGAAAGACAUGGUUCCACAGUUGAUGACAAUCAUUCAUGUUGCACCUAAUGAGCAUGUGGAAAAUUUCAUAGCUGAUGCUGUUCACAGAUGGCCUGUGCCAGUUGUAUUGAUAUCAGGUGGAACAACACAACUGAGAUAUGAUGCUUUUAGUGCAAGUAGAGCUGCGUUAUGCACAUCUGGGACAGUUGCUGUGGAGCUGCAGCUUGCACGAUUACCCUGUGUUGUGGCAUAUCGUGCCCAUAUUUUGACAGAAUGGUAUAUUUGGUACAAAGCGAAGAUACAGUAUAUAUCACUUACCAAUAUUCUUUUGGACAAAGCCAUUAUUCCUGAAGCACUCUUUCAAUCUUGCAAACCACUUAACUUAGCCUUGUUGCUCAAAGAUUUAUUACAUGAUGAUGGUUGUGGAGAAGAACAAAUAAUUGCAGCCCAAAAGAUUCUCAAGCUUCUAUGGCCUUCAGAGAGAAUAAAGCUCAACCUUCUACAACAAAAUUUGAAAACUUGUGCUGAUUACACUCCAAGUGCAGUUGCAGCAUUGACUAUAUUAAACCAUGGGAAGCCAAUGACUAGUAUCUAAGGACAUAUCUUUCUGCAAGGGCUCUGGGAUUGGAUUUUUUCACUGCAAAGUUUGAAGGUUUGAAGCUGGAGGAUAUUUUCAUUUCAUAUGUAACUGAGAAAAAAAUAGCUUUCAAAAGUGUAGAAUCAAGUUAUUGAUAAACAUGGAGAUGGAAAAGCAUUGCUCCAUGUUUUGUUUCAGCUAACUCAAAAAUUCCCGACCUUGCAUUUUUUCUUCUAUUGCAGCUUGUUUGUCUGCAUUGAUUUACUGGUGUAUAAUAUUCUUUAUGAAUGAUGAUGAUUAUGAUCAUGAUCUGCAGCAGCAUGGUUUGAUGGCCUCUGAUGAAAAUACCACCAUUUGCUAUUCUUGUUUU
This is a messenger RNA of Glycine soja, 2154 nucleotides long. Its product is annotated as probable lipid-A-disaccharide synthase, mitochondrial. The transcript is spliced from 8 exons. Gene Ontology annotation, biological process: lipid A biosynthetic process. The record is from RefSeq and is a predicted model, not a curated record. The coding region runs from base 357 to 1802 and encodes 481 amino acids. NCBI's taxonomy places the organism in Eukaryota, Viridiplantae, Streptophyta, Magnoliopsida, Fabales, Fabaceae. Gene Ontology annotation, molecular function: phospholipid binding; lipid-A-disaccharide synthase activity.